Didymodactylos carnosus is the source of this 300-nucleotide messenger RNA. Lineage: Eukaryota; Metazoa; Rotifera; Eurotatoria; Philodinida; Philodinidae. The record is from the annotation of a GenBank genome assembly.
AUGCAUAUCAAAGAAAUUGUAUUAGAAGGUUUCAAAUCGUAUGCAUCUCGAACAACAGGUGGCCCAUUUGAUAAAUAUUUUAAUGCUGUGAUCGGUUUGAAUGGUAGUGGCAAAUCUAAUAUUCUCGAUUCGAUAUGUUUCGUUAUGGGCAUAACAUCAUUACAUCAUGUACGUGCAUCGGGUUUAACAGAUUUAAUCUACAAGCAAGGUACGGCUAGUAUUACUCGAGUGUAUCGAUUGUAUUCGAUAAUCGUAAUCCUGAUCAAUCGCCGGAUGGUUAUAAAAGUCAUCCAGAACUAA